This is a messenger RNA of Rhinichthys klamathensis goyatoka, 923 nucleotides long. RefSeq names its product peptidase D (gene pepd). Gene Ontology annotation, molecular function: peptidase activity. The transcript has 7 exons. The record is from RefSeq and is a predicted model, not a curated record. The coding region runs from base 57 to 917 and encodes 286 amino acids. NCBI's taxonomy places the organism in Eukaryota, Metazoa, Chordata, Actinopteri, Cypriniformes, Leuciscidae.
UUGAAUAUUUUAUAAAGCUCUGUUAUAUCUGAUUUGUGUGUGUUUCCUUGCAGGUGAUGAAACGUGUGAAGCCGGGCCUGAAAGAGUAUGAGAUGGAGAGUCUGUUCCAGCACUACUGUUACUCUCGCGGAGGAAUGCGUCACACCUCGUACACCUGCAUCUGUGGAAGUGGGAAUAACUCCUCCGUCCUGCAUUACGGACACGCCGGCUCUCCCAAUGACAAAACCAUCCAGGAUGGAGACAUGUGUCUGUUUGACAUGGGCGGCGAGUAUUACUGCUACUCCUCCGACAUCACCUGCUCCUUCCCGGCCAACGGCAAGUUCAGCGCGGACCAGAGAGCCGUUUAUGAAGCCGUGCUGAAGUCCUCCCGAGCCGUGCUGGACGCCAUCAAACCUGGUGUGAAGUGGACAGACAUGCACCGGCUGGCGGACCGGGUCCACCUGGAGGAGCUGCUGAAGAUGGGGAUCCUGCGUGGGGCGGUGGAGGACAUGCUGAAGGUCCAUCUGGGCUCCGUCUUCAUGCCUCACGGUCUGGGUCACUUACUGGGCAUCGACGUCCACGACGUGGGAGGAUAUCCAGAGGGCACCGAGCGCGUGGACGAGCCGGGACUGAAGAGUCUCCGGAUGGGCCGUGUGGUGCAGGAGCGGAUGGUCCUCACGGUGGAGCCGGGGAUAUAUUUCAUCGAUCACCUGCUGGAUAAAGCGCUCGACUCCCCGACUCAGUGCGGCUUCAUCAACAGAGACGUCCUCAAUCGCUUCCGCGGCUUCGGCGGGGUGCGCAUUGAGGAUGAUAUCGCUGUGACGGCUGACGGCGUGGAGCUUCUGACCUGCGUUCCUCGAACCGUGGAGGAGAUCGAGGCGUUCAUGGCCGAAGAAACGUCCAAACCCUUCAGUCCCAUCAGCAGCCAGAAGUUCUGAGAUUAU